Messenger RNA from Sungouiella intermedia, 2562 nucleotides. The record is from the annotation of a GenBank genome assembly. Lineage: Eukaryota; Fungi; Ascomycota; Pichiomycetes; Serinales; Metschnikowiaceae.
AUGAACCAUAACAACGAUCAAAUCCCACUGCGGCCGUCUAGCAGAGGGCCCCAAGACCACCUGGCGCGACAACACUAUGCUUACCCUGAUUAUCUGUUCCCGCAACAGAAUCUCCACCAGGACACUGAAAGACCGCCUGCUGACCAUCAGUCGCUCGACACAACCUCCCAAACGCUUGGUGCAGCAUUUCAGCAAUACCCAUCCGGGACUGACCUGGCGUUUUCUCCCAUAGGUAACCCCCUGGCCAUCUACGACUACCCACCUCCCACUCACCCCCUGGCGGUCCAGCACCAACAGCCAAAAGUGGAGUAUGCAUUUCAAUUUAAUCAGUUGCCGUCUGAGCGACAAACACCGGGCCAGAAUGUUCAUACUCCGGUUCAUCGUUCGCCGAUUCGUAACCAGAAAGUUCCACAGCAGAUGGCUCACCACAUGAGUCCCAGCUACAGGGUCUCUCACAUGUCACCCAACCAAACGGGCCAUAUGACUCCUGCUCUGCAAAUCUCGCAGGUGCUUCCUCUGGGCCAGCUAGCUCCUUCUGUUCAUUUAUCGCCACACGGUAUUCAGUCAAGUGUAAGCCGUGGAAUGGGCCAGAGUAUCUCGCCUACUGGACCUGCUAUGGUGCACCAUCCUUUGCAAGAUGGCUCUCCUGUCGUGCAAUCUAACAUGCUUAGAACUCAUUCUAAUCCGCAUAUUUCUACAUUACAGCAAAUGUCUGAGGUGGUACCCCUGAUGUCAGGGAGUAUCAAAGAAGAGGUCAAUUCGCCACAUUUCGCCUACUCAGAGUUGGGAAGUAGCUUGCAAGAACGCUCAAUGAGCUCGGAACCUUUGAGCCGGAAAAGAACCAGAACAGAGGGCCCUGAGGACCCGGACGCAACCUUGAAGGCGUUGACAUUAAAAGUUGGCGCCCUUCCACUCCGCGACUUGGCCUCCAAAAUUAAGAACUUGGAGUCAAAUGACUUGGAAUUGAAGUCUGACCCCUUGGUCUCUGCAUUGAUUGUCUCUAAGGAUACGAAGCAAGAUAUGCCCUUGCAAGUCUUCGCCAUGUGUUGGGUCCAACUGGCAUGCGAAUCCUCUCAUACUUCAGUGGUUCCAAGAAACAGAAUAUAUGCUCGUUACGUUCAGCAGUGUGCCACUUCCAACUUGAGUCCUUUGGCUCCAGCAAACUUCGGUAAGGUCCUUCGUGUUUUGUUUCCAAAUUUGAAGACUCGUCGGUUGGGCAUGAGAGGCAAAUCGAAAUAUCAUUACUGUGGAAUUAAGUUGAUCGGCGACCAGUCCCAGGCAGGAUCACCACGAUCGACUUACUCCAUCGGGUUGGAUUCACCCCAGUCUCUCAAUCCUCAAACCCCUCCAUUUGCUGGAAGUCCCAGUGUUUCCAACUCCUGGGGCACUCCAUUUUCAUCGAUGCAAGUUCAAGAGUACUUCCAAGUUGUGGACCUCAAGUAUUUGCCUACCCUUUUCACCGACAUUGAAAUGUCCAUGGCUAAUGAUUUUAUGAACCAGCCAUUGAGCAUUCCAUCUAUAUACCCAUAUCUUCCAAAGGAAGAGGAGAUGGACUACGAUAUUGCUGAUACAUUGCAUUCCUUAUAUACGGUGCAUUGUACAUCAUUGUUCGAGCUGUUGAGAUACAUGCAAGUGGAUAAGAUGUUUGGAAUGACUUCUCCCUUUAUUGCCAUUCUUACUACCCCUGUUAUUAAGCUUUAUACAAGUGAAUCGACACUUGAGUGGGUUAAAGUCUGUGACAUGAUAAUGUACAGAGCUAUGCUCAAGAUGUUGACAAGAUUGCACUUGCUGACUGUUCCGGAUGAGAUUCUUCUACCUUUAAAAGAGGUUGUUUGCAACUACGUCAAUAAAUUGUCCGAAGCAUACAACAGCAAAUUUCCAAAGCCGUUCAGAAUGAUGAAACUUGCGGUCGCGCGUCAAUUUGUACAGAUUUUGAAACGUUUGAUUAAAUGCAUAGAAACUGGAUCAUCUGCUGCAAAGAUCCUUUCCAACACAAACGAGAAGAAUGUCAUGCUCGCCGAUUGGUUACAAUUGGAUAUGCAUGAGAUUGUUAUGAGAGAAGUCCCAUGUGCACUUGACAACUCAGAAACACUUAUUGAAAUUUUGGACACGAAGUUGGUUAAGCUUUUCGAGGACAUUGGUCCUCUGGAGUCGCCUGUGUUGAAACCUUAUGCAUCGUUUCUAUUUGAACUCCCAAGCAAAUUUUCUAAGUUAAACCCUUGGCUCUUCACCUUGGUAUGCUCCAAUCUCCUCACUACAUGCCUCAGAGAGAUGAGUUUAAGUGGGGCUAGAAGCUUCGGGUCGUGGUGGGUUGUUAGAUGUUGGGUUGAUGAAUACUUAUCGUGGUGCCUUGAAUUAGGAGGCUUUUUGUACGAUGAGUUCCGACCUGAUUUUGAAGAUGCCAUCAAGGAAGAACACGAACGUCCGAUAAGUGCUAACGUAAGUGCGUCUUUAGAGACUACUGGUCAAGAACAGGCUAAGACAACCAGCUUUGUUGACUUGUUGGACGGCUUGCAAGGCGAACUGAGAAUGCACUAUCAUGAAAGUGACUGGUUGUCUUAA